AUGCCGCAUGAGAUUCUCGUUGGUGGCUCGUGCUACACGGCUACCAGUGCACAGGAGCUGAGAGCUCGUGCCAACAAGACCAGCCGGCCCGAGAUCAAACAGAUCCGCGGUCAGUGGCUGUACUUUGUCGACCUGAAGUCGUCCAACAAGACUGUUCUGGACAGCGUCAAGGCGCUCCUUGAGGAUGUCGACUCCGAACCUCUCCUUGCUUCUGAGAGCGCCAGCAACUCAACCACAGUCUACGUCACCCCCCGAUACCUCUCGCCAUGGAGCUCCCAAGCUACCAGCAUUGCCCAUGUCUGCGGCCUGAAGGAUCAGGUAAACCGGAUCGAAAGGGGUCGACUCGUUGUCAUCGAUUUCCAAGGGCCCCUUCAUUCUGGACAAGACGCCACUUUUCGAGAUGUCCUGUACGAUCGUAUGACCGAGACGUUUGCUUUCGAGAAGCCUGAACUUGACGUCAUGUUUGCUGCUGGCAUUCCUGCGCCACUGGUUGUCGUGGACAUCUUUGCCGACCCCAAAGAUCCUCUUACCGUCCUUCGAGAAUACAACAAGGAAAAGGGACUAAGUCUUGAUGAAUCCGAGAUGGAGUACCUCGUCGACGUAUUCAAGAAGCUCGGCCGCUCGCCUCACGAUGUUGAGCUUUUCAUGUUUGCCCAAGUCAACUCGGAACAUUGCCGGCACAAGGUAUUCAACGCCAGCUGGACAAUUGACGGUGUCAGGAAGGAUAAGAGCUUGUUUGAAAUGAUUCGAAACACUCACAAGAGGACUCCUGAUUACACCGUGUCAGCCUACAGCGACAAUGCCGCUGUUCUUCAGGGGGAAUCCGCACAUUUUUGGGCGCCCGAAUACUCGACCGGAACCUGGACAUUAACCCCAGAAGUUGCCCAUAUUUUGGCCAAAGUUGAGACUCACAAUCACCCGACUGCCAUCUCGCCUUUCCCGGGUGCCGCCACUGGUUCUGGUGGUGAGAUUCGCGACGAGGCUGCUGUCGGACGCGGUUCCGUGACAAAAGGCGGUCUUGCCGGGUACUGGGUCUCUGAUCUGCUGAUUCCUGAUCAUCAAGCUCCUUGGGAAGUUGAUAUUGGCCGUCCUACUCAUUAUGCCAGCAGCUUAGACAUCAUGCUUGAAGCCCCUAUUGGCAGUGCUCGCUUCAAUAACGAAUUUGGCCGCCCAUGUCUCACGGGCUGCUUCCGAACGCUUCUCACCCCCGAAACCCCCAGCGAUGGUGCCCAAGCCGAGGUUUCUGCAUGGCGCGGAUACCACAAGCCUAUUAUGCUGGCCGGUGGUGUGGGCACAGUUCGCCCUUCCAACGCGCUGAAAGAGGAGCGCUUUGUCCGCGAGGGUGCCCAUGUCAUUGUUCUCGGUGGUCCCGCCAUGUUGAUUGGUCUCGGAGGCGGUGCUGCUUCUAGUAAUGCGUCUGGCGAGGGCAAUGCCGACUUGGACUUUGAUAGCGUCCAGCGUGGAAACCCGGAGAUGGAACGACGUGCCCAAAUGGUCAUCAAUACCUGCACUGCUCUUGGCGACCAGAACCCGAUUGCUAUGAUACACGAUGUUGGAGCUGGUGGCCUCUCCAAUGCCCUGCCCGAGCUUGUCAAAGACGCAGGAUUUGGAGGCAACUUCGAAUUACGCCAAGUCGAGAGCGCUGAUCGAAGCAUGAGUCCUCUGCAGAUCUGGUGUAACGAGGCUCAGGAACGAUAUGUUCUGCUAAUCAACCCGGAAAACAUGAAUCGCUUCGCUAGCAUAUGCUGCAGAGAACGCUGCGGAUUCUCCGAUGUUGGAGCUGUUGCCACGAGUGGUGCGAAUGGUGGCGCCAACUUGAUUCUUACAGACCGCGAAUCCAAGGAAUACCCUCGCCCUAUUGACCUGCCAAUGGACGCCUUAUUCCCGCCGAAGCGUCAGCAGGAACGGACUGUCGACUCGAAGAAGCCCGUUUUGACACCCUUCGAUGCCUAUGCCAGCCUUCAAAAGGCAUUCGGGUCUGAAGUGGACGAUGCUACCUUGUUCAAAAAGGCUGUAGAGCGCGUCUUCCUCAUGCCUGCAGUGGGCUCAAAGUCGUUCCUCAUCACAAUUGGCGACAGAACCGUCGGUGGCCUCACAGCUCGUGAUCAGUUCGUCGGGCCCUGGCAGACUCCAGUGGCCGAUGUUGCCGUGAUAGCUACCUCAUUCAGUCUCGGCGGAAAGCAAAGAACCGGCGAGGCCAUGGCCAUGGGUGAGAAACCGACGCUGGCUCUUAUUAACCCCGGCGCCUCCGCCAGGAUGGCUGUCGCAGAGAGCUUGAUGAACAUUGGUGCUGCAGAUGUGAUGGGAGACCUGCGCAGAGUCAAGCUGUCAGCCAACUGGAUGGCAGCUGUCAAUCAUGCCGGCGAGGGUGCGGCCCUUUACGAGGCCGUAGAGGCCAUUGGCAUGGAAAUGUGCCCCCAACUCAGCGUCAGCAUUCCUGUCGGAAAGGAUUCUACCUCGAUGAAGGCUGUAUGGAAGAAACAAAACGAAGUGAAGAGCGUAACGGCCCCGGUCACCGUUGCCAUUUCGGCAUUUGCUGUUGUAAAGGAUAUCUUGAACACGUGGACGCCUCAGCUCCGAAGAGUUGAAGAGGUUGGAAAGUCUAUUCUAUUGUUUGUUGAUCUUGCCGAGGGUCGAAGGGCCAUGGGAGGCUCAGCGUUGGCCCAGUCGCUCGGUGCUAUCGGAAACGAAGCCCCCGACAUGAAGAACUUCAACCUCAUUACCGACUAUUUUGAUGCCUUGUCGCAACUUCACGAGAGUGGUGUUGUCCUCGCAUACCACGAUCGCUCUGACGGAGGUUUGGUCACAACUAUUGCCGAGAUGAUGUUUGCUGGUCGCUGCGGCGUUGACGUCAUGAUGGAUGGCAUCGCAAAGAGCGGCUCGGCAGGCGACAUGCUUGAAGCGUUGUUCAACGAGGAGCUUGGUGCUGUCUUCCAGGUUAAGGAGUCGGAUGAGAUGAAUUUCAAGCGAUGCUUCGCCACUUGCGGACCUCCUCCCAGGCUGAUUCGCAAGUUUGGAGUUGUCAAGGCCAGCCAUAACCAGUCCUUGACCAUCCGCCACGGGGCGACCACCUUUACCAAUCUUGACCGCGCUGAAAUGCAGCAGUGGUGGUCCAAGACAUCUCACCAGAUGCAACGCCUUCGAGAUAACCCCGUCUGCGCCGACUCCGAAUAUGCCACCAUUUCCGAUGCAUCUGACCCUGGCAUCUCUUAUCACCUGACUUACUCACCAUCCGACAACAUACUCCCGCUGACAUCCUCCAUCACUGGGUUUUUCAACAAGACGCCUCGGGUUGCGGUUCUCCGCGAGCAGGGCGUGAAUGGAUAUGCCGAACUGGCUUUCGCUUUCAAAGCCGCUGGAUUUGAACCUAUUGAUGUUCACAUGACUGAUGUCCUCGGAGGGCGGUCUCUUGCCGACUUUACUGGUCUUGCUGCCCCUGGCGGAUUCUCAUAUGGCGACGUUCUCGGUGCUGGCCAAGGCUGGGCCAGGUCCGUUUUGAUGCAUGAAAGCACACGCCGCGAGUUUGAGCAUUUCUUCAGGCGCCCCGACACGUUUGCUCUCGGUGUUUGUAACGGCUGUCAGUUCCUGACUCGUAUCCACGAGCUCAUUCCUGGCACAGAACACUGGCCAACCUUUGUUCACAACGAGAGUGCUCAGUUCGAAGGUCGAUACAGCAUGGUGACAAUUCAGGAAGACGAGAACAGGCCGUCCGUCUUCUUUCACGGCAUGAACGGCUCGUCACUCCCCGUGGUUGUGUCCCAUGGCGAAGGAAGAGCCAAAUUCUCUUCACCGAAUUCCCUGCAGGAGCUCACCGACUCGGGCAUGGUCCCCAUGCGCUAUGUUGACAACAGGCUAGAGGUCACUGAGAAAUACCCGUACAAUCCCAACGGAAGCCCCGGCGGUGUUGCUGGAGUCUCCAGCAGGGACGGCCGUUUUGUUGCCAUGAUGCCUCACCCUGAACGAACCAUCAUUGCUGGCGUAAACAGCUACAUCCCCCCCAGGGCCACAGACCAGUGGGGUGACUUUGGUCCCUGGAUUCGAAUUUUCAAGAGCGUGCGUAGAUGGGUUGGUUAA
This is a messenger RNA of Metarhizium album ARSEF 1941, 4074 nucleotides long. Its product is annotated as phosphoribosylformylglycinamidine synthase. The record is from RefSeq and is a predicted model, not a curated record. The transcript is spliced from 3 exons. NCBI's taxonomy places the organism in Eukaryota, Fungi, Ascomycota, Sordariomycetes, Hypocreales, Clavicipitaceae. Gene Ontology annotation, biological process: 'de novo' IMP biosynthetic process. The coding region runs from base 1 to 4074 and encodes 1357 amino acids. Gene Ontology annotation, molecular function: phosphoribosylformylglycinamidine synthase activity.